Messenger RNA from Monopterus albus (swamp eel), 660 nucleotides. Its product is annotated as ribonuclease P protein subunit p25-like protein. Bases 1 to 660 code for a protein of 219 amino acids. The record is from RefSeq and is a predicted model, not a curated record. NCBI's taxonomy places the organism in Eukaryota, Metazoa, Chordata, Actinopteri, Synbranchiformes, Synbranchidae. Gene Ontology annotation, cellular component: ribonuclease MRP complex. The transcript has a single exon. Gene Ontology annotation, molecular function: RNA binding. Gene Ontology annotation, biological process: tRNA 5'-leader removal.
AUGACCGAAAACAGGGGUCAGAUGACAAGUUUAAAGGUUGCAGGCAGCACUGUAAUAGAACCUCAGUCUGCUUCAUUCAGCCCUGAUGUCUCAUCUUCAUCUCCAAAACUUUGGAACUUCAGGAGAGUCAGCCACACAGAGGACAGCAGUCCUUAUCCAAUCCCUGGCCUAGCAGCAGACAUCCUGCACAUGCGGGUGAAAGAAGGAAGCAAGAUCCGCAACUUACUGCGGUUUGUAACAGCUCGCAUGCGUGAGGACAGAAGAGACAGUAACAGCACAUCAUUGAGACAGGUGGUUUUCACUGGCUCAGGCAGGGGACUCACUAAGACCAUCACCUGUGUGGAGAUUCUGAAACGUACAGUGGGAGGGUUGCACCAGGUAUCCAAACUCUACUACAAGACAGUGAAUGACAUUUGUGAGAAUCCACAACAGGGAGCACCAGAUGUAACCAUGCAGAGGACAGUCCCUGCCAUCUGUAUCCUGCUCUCCAAAGACCCUCUGGAUCCCCAGGAGCCUGGAUACCAGCCCCCCCAAACCCUGACUGUUCCCACAGAGGACACAGAGAGAUGUAGCGCUCCGGUUAGGCCAGACCUCAGUCCCCCCUCACAGAACACAGCCAAGAGACUCUGCCUGGAUGAGUGGAGUAUAUGUUCCCCAUGA